This is a messenger RNA of Acanthochromis polyacanthus (spiny chromis), 2394 nucleotides long. RefSeq names its product vascular endothelial growth factor D (gene vegfd). The coding region runs from base 1176 to 2126 and encodes 316 amino acids. Gene Ontology annotation, molecular function: chemoattractant activity; growth factor activity; vascular endothelial growth factor receptor 3 binding. The transcript is spliced from 8 exons. Gene Ontology annotation, cellular component: membrane. Gene Ontology annotation, biological process: induction of positive chemotaxis; positive regulation of angiogenesis; positive regulation of endothelial cell proliferation. The record is from RefSeq and is a predicted model, not a curated record. NCBI's taxonomy places the organism in Eukaryota, Metazoa, Chordata, Actinopteri, Pomacentridae.
UAACUUUGCCUCACAGUCAAAUGUGCUUCUGAUAUGUCUGUUCUCAACCAACAUAUAAGACAAUUCUUCAAAAAACACCAACACUCGGUUUGCGCUGCCUCUUUUAAAUGAAUGUCCCACCUGUUCUCUGUACCUAAGCUUUGUUUCCCAACCAACAGAAUAGAUUUGCAUAGAAAUUGUGACGCCUGUUCAUAUUUCCUCCUCUGUGUAUGUUUCUAGCAGAUUUACAUCCUGAGUCAAAUGGGCCUGAGAGUGGGUGUGGUGUCUGUGGGACGGGGUGGUGCUGGCAUCUUAUUUCCCUUCACACGUUACGGAGGUCUGGAUCACAUUUAAAACACAUGUUACUACUCUUCGGCUGUGUGCGGUUUGGCAACUCCAGAAGAAAGGACACUGUUAGGGGAUUUAACUGGCAGGGGACUUGAUCACUUGACGGACGGACAUUAAAAAGGGAAAACGGGGAACACGAGCAAAUAUAAAAGGCGGCAGGACCAGCAGCAGUGGAAGAAACACAAGGUCAGACAAGUCAGACAUCCAAGCCUCACAUAGCUUUUUUUUGAAGCAGAAUUAGCUCGGAUCUUAGAGGAAGUAACUGUGUAGCUGCUUUUAAAGGCCUUUUUACAAGGAAAAACCCUUGUGGGAUCAAGACUAAUGAAGAUUGUCAAUGGGGAUAUAAAUGUAGAGUAACUGCUGAAAUUAGACAUUUAGGGAAGCCAGACGAGUUUGCUGAGAUCAUCCAGCUAGAAGCCCUGAAACAUCUCACAGGCCUCGAAUCCAUUUGGUCGAAAGAGAGAUAAGUCUUCAAAAGAGUCCUGACUUUUAUGUUUCUUUUUCCAAAGUGACCUUCGGUUUCUGACGUUCUUGCAGCCUCAUUAAUGAACCGGACACCUCAGGUUCUGCAUCAAAGCAGUACGAGGUUUUAAAGCCCUUCGUCCAUUUGGCUGGUGGGCAUCUGGGUCGCUGUGACAGGUUACGUCUGGCUCUCUAACACACUCUACUGUGCAGCUGGAAGGUGGAGAGUUUGUAUUGCACAGACCUGCAACUGAGAGGACCGGCAGUGUGUGUGGUCCGAGAGACUCAGCUGGUCUGGGAGUCAGAGAGGCGGCCAAGUGCCUUCUGCCAGUAAAAAGAGGAAAAGUUCAUCCUGAUUCUCAGAGACGGCAAGCGGAGUCGAGUGGAUGAUGAUGAAGAUGAGACGGACGCUGUGCAGGAUCUCCUGCUUGGUGACUCUGGUGGUGGAGCUCAGCUGGAUAAAUGUGGGCCUCAGCAUGCACAGGGAUGGAGGAAGCCGGCAUGUCAGGAAGCAGUGGGAGAGGAAGGUGCGGUCCUCCUCCAGCCUGGACGAGCUGCUGAGGCUGGCAGAUUUUCCCGACUGGAAGUUGUGGAAAUGUCGUCUGAGAUUUCAGCAGCCGGACACCCAGACGGAAAACCUCUCAUCUCCACCAUCAGUGGGCUCCCACCGCUCGACACGCUACGCUGCCGAAUCCUACAGCCUGGAGAUACUGAAAGCUAUAGAUGAAGAGUGGCAGCGGACCCAGUGUAUGCCCAGGGAGACGUGUGUCGAUGUGGCCAAGGAGCUGGGCACCGAGCCCUCCAUGUUCUUCAAGCCUCCCUGUGUGUCCGUCCACAGGUGCAGUGGCUGCUGCAACCAAGAAGGUGUCACCUGCAGAAACACAACUACUGUGUAUGUCAAUAAAACCGUCCUCAGUGUGAUUCCAUUCAAAUUUGUACCAGAACCGGUGCUCAUAAAAAUAGCAAACCACACAGAGUGCAGGUGCAUGGAGCCUGCGAUAAUAAGACGUAAUGCUCAACCUCACAGGGGCAGUGGCUGCUCUCUGAUGGACCAGCUGUCGGAGCUCGAGGACUCCAGGAGACUUUGUGCCAGUGGAUCGAUUUGGGAUUGUUCAAGUGACAGAUGCAUACCUUUCCCUUCCAGUGCUCUGGAGCUCCCGCUCAGUUCAUGGAUGCCGGACUGUGAGAUCGACGUGGAGCGCUGUGACUGUCUUCCUAAACCUGAACCAACCCUCCAGCAAAGACAGAUCCAUCGCUGUCAACUCAACUCCUCCAUCUGUGCCCACAGACAUCAACACUUUGACCAAGCCUCAUGCACGUGCAGACGGCCCAAGUAGAAGUCCACUGGGGUUCUAAAUUACGACAACCUGCUCACCGGGAUGUUUGGAGGCAGAGAAAAAAGGCUCAUAAUUUAUUUACAGUCCUAUUUAUGCUGAUCACUUUAACUAAUUAUGAUGACAUUAACUCACAUGACCAUGUUAAUUGAUUUUUUUUAACAUGCUUACUUAUGUCUCAAUCAAAUGUGUCAAGUUUAUGAUUUUGUACAUUUGUUCUUUGUGCACUGAACUUGUAGUUUAUAUUAAAAGAUUAUUUUUAUAUUUUGAA